UAUAUAUUUAUAUAAAUAUUUACUUUCUCCUUUCUUUUUGUUUAUGUUUUUUUACUGUACUAUAAUCGAACAUGGGAAAGACUUCAUGCUGCGGCAAACAAGGGCUGAAGAAAGGUUCAUGGACCGAAGAAGAAGACCAGAAGCUCUUCUCUUACGUUCGACAACACGGCGAAGGAGGCUGGCGUUCCUUGCCCCAGAAAGCUGGGCUUUUGAGGUGUGGGAAGAGCUGCAGAUUGAGAUGGGCGAAUUACCUGAGGCCGGGCAUUAGGAGAGGAGAAUUCAGUCCGGAGGAAGAGCAGACUAUUAUUCGACUUCAUGCUGUUCUGGGAAACAGGUGGUCAACCAUAGCCAGACACUUGUAUAAGCGAACAGACAACGAAAUCAAGAAUUACUGGAACACAAAGCUGAGAAGACGCGUGGCAGAGAUAAAUCUUGCUAGUUCUAGUACAACUUGUACCCCCACAACUACCGCACAUUUGUCUACGAACCCUGACCACAACAUCAACCUCUCUGAUCAUCAACAUGAAUCCCAGAAACCAACAGAUCCUAAUGAGGAGAGAGAAAGUGGUUCUUCUGAAGAUGACAACAUUUUCAGUGAUCCUGGUAACGUUAUUUCUGGCACAAGUAGUACUAGUACUACUACAAGUACUCAAAAUAAUAACAAAAUUGCAUUGUCAACUUCAGCUUCUCAUCUACUUAACAACAUAGCCAAGCCUAGUUCACAUGAUGGUCCCACCAGUACUAGUAAUGCAAAGACUACUUCUAGUACUAGCACAACUAUUUCUCAUGAUCUUGAUCAAGAGACAAGGUCUUCUUCAUCUUCCUCUUCUUCCUCGGCCCGGAUUCUCAACAAAAUUGCUUCGAAACUUACUCUACUAAACCUUCCCCGUGUGGUCGUCGACGGUGCUUCCAUCAAGUCUCCUGUCAAUGGCACUAGGAGGGGCGGGAGUGUCGGCGAAUUUAGCUUGUGUGGCGGAUGCAAUUCGGGUUCCCCCGCCUCCUCUACACCAAGCAACGUUGAUCCUUUUGAUCAGGAUGUUUCACCAGGGCCAGUAUUGUCACAACACACUGGAUUUUCAGCAUUUAGUGGGGGUCAGUUAAUGUGCCAACAAGGCAUGGAAGUACUUAACCCCAUGGAGGUGUUUAUUUCCGACGAUAAUGUUAAAAUUUAUGAUGAUGAUCUUGAGAAAAUGUUGGUCACAAGCUUUCCCAAUGCCACUUAUUUAUUUGACCAACAAAUAGGAUCUGUGGAUAACACUACUACUAAGGUUAGUUUCACCGAGUAAUUGUGAUAUAUGAUCACCAGUUGUGAAACUUGACAUUUUUUUUUUUUUUUGUAUUAUUAUGUUUCCGCGUGACGGUGGCUUAU
Messenger RNA from Morus notabilis, 1369 nucleotides. Its product is annotated as myb-related protein 330. The record is from RefSeq and is a predicted model, not a curated record. Bases 72 to 1286 code for a protein of 404 amino acids. The transcript has 3 exons. Lineage: Eukaryota; Viridiplantae; Streptophyta; Magnoliopsida; Rosales; Moraceae.